CAAGAACCUCUAACGGUGAACCCCCAGUAGCCGUUGGAUCGAGAUGCGGGGAAUUCCCAACCGUCCGAAUUUCGAGGCCCAGGCUAUAUAAGAUCCCCGUCUUUUGCCGCUUUCUGUUUCGGUUUGAGAGGAAAGCGAACAAAGGACGGACAGAGAGGGAGCGAAGGAAACGCAAGCCAGAGAGAGAAAGAACCCUAGUACUAAUCGCAAUAUUAAUCUCAACCCAGGAUUUGAGUGAAGAUGUCAGAAGAAGCCGGAGAGCACCCCUCCAUCACGGAGAGGAUCACCGAGAAGAUCCAUGAAUACAGAGGGUCCUCUUCUUCUUCUUCGGAUUCCGAUAACGAGAAACCCUCCUCUCACAUUACCCUGAAGAAACGGUUGUUCGGAAGGAGGGAUCCGGUGCACACUGUUCUUGGUGGAGGAAAAUCUGCUGAUAUCAUAUUAUGGAGAAACAAGCAGAUGUCAGCUGGCAUACUUGCUGCUGUGACUGUUAUUUGGCUUCUCUUUGAGUGGAUGGGCUAUCACCUACUCACAUUUAUUUGUCACUCGCUUAUAUUUUUACUGGCAAUAUCAUUUAUUUGGUCUAAUGCAGCUUCUUUUGUCAACAGGUCCCCUCCAAAAUUUCCAGAGGUUAUCCUGCCUGAGGACAUGUUUCUGAGCAUAGCUCAUGCAGUAAGAUAUCAGAGUAAUGAAGCUUUUGCAACUUUUAUAUAUGUUGCUUCGGGAAAAGAUUUGAAGCAAUUCUUGAUGGUGAUUGCAAGCUUAUGGGUUGUUUCCAUAAUUGGCAGCUGGUUCAGUUUCUUGACACUCUUCUAUGUUGUUUUUCUUAUUACAUACACCGCGCCAGCACUCUAUGAGAAGUAUGAGGAUCAAGUUGAUACCAUCACAGAGAAGGCAAUGGUUGAAAUUAAUAAGCAUUAUGCUGUACUCAAUGAGAAAGUACUCCAGAAGAUUCCUAGGGGGCCAUUCACUGCUAAGAAGCAGCUUUGAGAAGAAUUAGUACUCCUCGUGGUUUACUCUCCGGUAAUAUGCUGCAGCUUUUUCUUCAUCUUUGAUGUCAUAUUGCUGCUGGCUGUUGAUGGAGUUUUUGGUUAGGACAUGGGGAAAGAGAUCGAUGUGCAUUUGGAAACUUUUCUUAGGAGCAAUUCUGCUUUUAUACCUCGUACUAAAGGCCAUCCAUAAAAUGGCUUCUGGUAGAUGUUUAUUCGGAAGCAGAUAUAUAUAGAGAUGCUUUUUGAUUAGUUUUCGCAUUGUUGACAUUUUAUGUUGUGAGCCUUAGUACUGGCCCAAUGUCAGGCAUUUAUCCUUUUGGAUUUUUCUUAAAUGUCAUUGUCAAAUUUUGUAUGCAAGAUCUGAUAUUAUGAAAAAUUUGAGUAGAAAACUUUAAGAUAAUAUU
Messenger RNA from Phoenix dactylifera (date palm), 1396 nucleotides. Its product is annotated as reticulon-like protein B2. Lineage: Eukaryota; Viridiplantae; Streptophyta; Magnoliopsida; Arecales; Arecaceae. The record is from RefSeq and is a predicted model, not a curated record. Gene Ontology annotation, biological process: response to bacterium.